Molecule: messenger RNA, 1233 nt
Organism: Dicrocoelium dendriticum
Lineage: Eukaryota; Metazoa; Platyhelminthes; Trematoda; Plagiorchiida; Dicrocoeliidae
Source: the annotation of a GenBank genome assembly
CCAGGAUUCUCUUCUGUCGCGUUUCGACCUGCUUUUCAUCGUAUUGGACAAGGCGGACCCGGAAGAUGAUCGAUCCAUUGCUGAACACGUACUUCGCAUUCAUCGUUACCGUGGUCCGGGUGAGCAGGACGGUGAAGCUCUUUCGCUGCAAACCAUGAAUCGACUCCUCUCCACCGGAUUGGAUCCACUGUCGCUCGCUGCUCAGGAGGAUGCGGAUACCGACCAAAUGGACGUGGACGGUGCCAAUCGACGCGAAUCCGACCAGGUGUAUGAACAGCAGUCGGAUCUGUUGCGGCCAGGUCGCAACCGUGGAAACGACCAACUGACCAUCAAAUUUUUACAAAAGUACAUCCACGUGGCUCGGCAACUGAAACCCCAGUUGACCAAGGAGGCUGGCUCGAUUUUGGCCGAAAAGUAUUGUGAUUUGAGGGCUCAAGAAGCCACUGAGGGUUUUGGGCGCCCCGGUCGAGGGGACCAGUCACGCAUUCGUCGGACACAGCCGAUCACUGCGCGUAGCUUGGAAACCCUGAUUCGCUUAGCAACUGCGCAUGCCAAAGCACGGAUGUCGAAGACCGUGUCAAAGAAAGAUGCUGAGGCUGCUGUACAGCUUCUAUCCUUUGUCUUAUUUAAGGAAGUGCUUGAGAAGCCCCGGAAACGGGACCAUACCGCCGCUGAUGGUCAUAGCGAUUCGGAAGACGAGGGUCACAGAGUUGAACCGGAAGGCGUGCAGCGUCCCGCCAAACGCAAGGCCACUGAAACCAGCGUAGCGGACCCGAGUGAUCCGUACGCUUUCUCCGAGGAAUCUGAGAGAGGCACAACCCAGCCCAGCGUCACUCAGGCGACACCCGGCACUUCUCUGUCGGCCGAUCGAUUGCGCCAGUUGUCCACGCUUGUUAGUCGCUUAUUCCAGGAGCGCCGAGUCGAGCAACUUCCACUUCAAGAGGUGACCUCCGUUAUCCUCAGUCAAACGGAUGGUUUCACUCGAGCUGACGUACACACUGCUUUAGAGGCUAUGCAUGCAGAUAAUCGCAUAAUGCUGACCACGGAUGAUGUGUGGCUCAUUUGAAAGGAUGCCAUGUGUAUAUCCUGGAUGCUCGUGAACAAGCGGUUUAUUUUUCUAUUUGUGGUAUACCGUGCACCAUCCAUCUUCACGAUUUUGAGAUUUAUAUGUAUUUUAUCAUUGUUGUUGGUAUAAUCCCGUCGGUUUUUGAAUAGAUCCACUUUUGCUGUAUA